This is a messenger RNA of Oppiella nova, 382 nucleotides long. The record is from the annotation of a GenBank genome assembly. Lineage: Eukaryota; Metazoa; Arthropoda; Arachnida; Sarcoptiformes; Oppiidae.
AUUUCGUUUAAUGAAUGAAUUUUGUAGUGAAAUAUCAAUGCAUUUAUAAAAAUAAGUUUUUUUUAUUGUCUUUCUCUCACUGUUUGUAAAGUAAUUGUGGUUUGCCUUCAAAAUAAUGAUCAGAUUAUCGCAAAAAAUCAAAGAAAAACAAUCGGAAGAAAACAAUAAUCAACGGAAGAGACCAUUGAUUAGAGACACUCUUCUGCUGAAAGAGGUGCAAGAGAUGGAGAGACAGAUGCCGGACACGUGUUAUGUGGUGUUUCCCAACGCCAACGAGUUGUUCAGAUUUGAUCUCUGCAUCACUCCUUCUGGAGACGAGUGCUUUUGGUCCGGAGGAAGGUUUUGGUUCGCCAUCGAUGUGCCCAAAGAGUACAAUAUUCUG